This is a messenger RNA of Nicotiana tabacum (common tobacco), 1602 nucleotides long. The record is from RefSeq and is a predicted model, not a curated record. NCBI's taxonomy places the organism in Eukaryota, Viridiplantae, Streptophyta, Magnoliopsida, Solanales, Solanaceae.
UUUAUGCCCUCUUGCUUUUGAUUAUACUCCAGCUUUUAUCAUAUCAAGAAUCGCUUUGAUCCCUCCUUCUUCUCUGUUUGUUCCUUUCCCUUUUUUUCCUCUGCAUCUACAACUACAUAAGCUGCACCAUUAUACACAGAUCUGUCACUUACCAAAUUAUGUCACUUGAAUGCUGAGUCACAUUUUCUGAGUUGGGGUUUGGUCUUUUUUCUUGAAUAGACGAUGGGUGUUGAAUAUCACGAGGAAUAUAUAAGGAAUUCAAGAGGUGUUCAGCUUUUUACUUGUAGAUGGUUGCCCUUUUCUUCUCCAAAGGCCCUUGUUUUCCUUUGCCAUGUGGUUCAAGCCGUGAAAACAGCCUCCGGCAGAAAUGCAGGCUAUGGCAUGGAGUGCAGUGGAUUCAUGAGAGGCGUUGGGACAAAGCUUGCGAAUCAUGGAUACGCGGUGUUUGGAAUAGAUUAUGAAGGCCAUGGACGGUCAAUGGGUUCCCGCUGUUAUAUCAAAAGGUUUGACAACAUUGUCAAUGACUGCAGUGACUUUUUCAAGUCCGUUUGUGCGCGGGAGGAGUACAGAGAGAAAACAAGGUUUUUGUAUGGGGAGUCGAUGGGAGGGGCCGUGGCUCUUUUAAUACACAAGAAGGAUCCUUCCUUUUGGCAUGGUGCUCUUCUGGUUGCACCUAUGUGUAAGAUAUCUGAGAAGGUGAAGCCACAUCCAAUGGUUAUAAGCUUACUAACUAAAGUGGAGGAUGUCAUACCAAGAUGGAAGAUAGUCCCCACAAAGGAUGUCAUUGAUUCGGCCUUCAAGGACCCUGUUAGAAGGGAAGAGGUACGCGGAAACAAGUUAAUAUAUCAGGAAAAGCCAAGACUAAAGACAGCUUUGGAAAUGCUAAGAACUAGCAUGCACCUCGAAGAAAGUUUGCAUGAGGUCACUCUACCAUUUUUAGUGUUACAUGGGGAAGCAGACAUAGUAACUGAUCCAGAAGUAAGUAAGGCGUUGUAUGAGCAAUCGAGUAGUAAGGACAAGACCAUAAAACUCUAUCCAGGAAUGUGGCAUGGCUUGACAUAUGGUGAGCCUGAAGACAACAUUGAUAUCGUAUUUUCAGAUAUCAUCUCGUGGCUUGACAAGCGAAAUGGAGAGAAUAAUGAUAAUGCUACUUUGGUCGAGAAAUCAGUUUGUCGAGCUACAUCUACUCCAUUUGAGAUGAACACAAUAUCGUCACCUGCAAUAACAAAUGGACAAAAACCACAGAGAACACGUCCACAAGCGAAUUAUCUGUGUGGGUGGAAAGGGCGUCGGAUGCAUCAUCACUCUGCAAUGUAGAAGACUUGGUUGAUAGGUAUGGGUUGGAUCUCUUUGAUUUGUUCAUUCACGUUAUGGUAACAUAAAUGCUACUAUUAUUUGUGAGGGAUAUGGAAAAUAACAGGUUUUCCAGAAAUUGUAUGAUGCAAAAUCUUGAGUUAUUCUUGAUCUCCUAAUGUUUUAACCAACUUGCUCAAUGAAGGUUAAUUAUACUUGGUACUCUUAUUCCUUUUCUGUAUCUUCCUUUCCCUUUCGUUUACAAAGAGUUAGCUUUAGCCUACUGCAAUUUAAGGAAGUUUUACACUA